Fragaria vesca subsp. vesca is the source of this 1116-nucleotide messenger RNA. RefSeq lists its product as uncharacterized. The transcript is spliced from 3 exons. Lineage: Eukaryota; Viridiplantae; Streptophyta; Magnoliopsida; Rosales; Rosaceae. Bases 1 to 1116 code for a protein of 371 amino acids. The record is from RefSeq and is a predicted model, not a curated record.
AUGACUACUAGCAGAGCAACCGAGACCAAAGAGCAAUUUUACAAUUCAAAUGAUAGAGAUGCUGAAUCAGAGAGAUAUUACCAAAUUUUAGAAACUGAAGCUAAAGAGAGGAGAGCCAUGACAGAUCUCAAUCUUGAUAUCGGAGAAAAGCCACUUGAAGACAAGCUGAAGAGCAGAGGCAGACUCCAACCAUUGGUCCCCAAUUUCAAAGAAACUGAAUUUUGUGCUACUGAAGAGCAGCAGUCACCGUGUGAACCUAGCAGCAAGAAAGCUGCUGCACCACGACAAGCUAACUUCUCAAUUGAGGAAGACAAACUUCUUGUAUCUGCAUGGCUCAAUAUCAGCUUGGACCCUGUCAAAGGAACUGGCCAAAAGAGACAACAAUUCUGGAAAAGAAUUACAAAAUACUUUGAAGACAACAAGACGUGGACUGGUGAACGGUCGACAAAAUCACUCAUUAAUCGUUGGUCAACAAUCAGCAGCAGUGUGAGCAAGUUUUGUGGAUAUUAUUCUUCAAUUGAACACUUGAGGAGAAGUGGUUACACAGAACAAGAUAAGAUAGUGGAGGCAAAAGAGACUUACAAGAAAGAAGAACGUCAUGCAUUUGUACUUGAUCAUUGUUGGGUUGUUUUGAGGUUCCAGCAAAAAUGGAUGGAUGAACAUCAAAAUCAAGAAUCUAAGAGACAACAACAGAAGGUUUGUUCUAGUAAGAAUCAUGAUUCAAUCAAUUUAGAAGAUGAUUUAGAAGCUCCUGAACCUGCAAGCUUGAAGAGGCCAAUUGGGAGAAAGGCUGCAAAAGAAGCAAACAAGAAAGCAAAGUCCAACGAUGAAGGUGGCGCAAAUGAGAAGGAAUCUAAAAUCCGUUCUGAGUUGGAAGAGUUCAGAGCAAAGCGAUUAGAAAGUGAUCGCAUAAAGGCUGAACAAUUUAAGUUGCUACUUGAUACUCAGAAAAAGGAAGUUGCUCUUAAAGAGAAGGAACUUGAGCUUCAGGCUCGGAGUGAGGAGAUUGGAAUAAUGUCUAUGGAUACUAGUAAGAUGCUUCCUCAUCAAGUGGAAUAUUUUAUCGGUCUUCAGAAAGAAAUCUUGGCAAAAAGAGCUGCUAAUGGAAAUGAAUAG